AUGAGCGCGUGCGGACGCGCGAACAACACGCACGGCAACGGCAACAUGCGCCGACUGAAUCGCGCGCUCGCGGACGCGGUCGCGCGCGGGCGCCGCCGCGCGUCGUCCGCGCAGCGAUGGGUCGCCCCACCAGAGCGAUCGCUCGCGACGAUCGCGCGCCAACAACAGAUACAAAAUCAUCAUCGUCGUCGUCUCGCGGGAGGUCGCGGGGGCGACCUCCUCGGUCCUCCUUGGCGCGGACGCGCGACCGCGGCGCUGCGAGGAGGCGACGACGACGUCGCGGCGGCGGCGUCGUCCUCGUCGCCGCCCGCGGAUCCGCCCGCGUCCUCCUCCUCCUCCGUGCGCGCGCCGUUCGCGCCCGCGGGCGAUCAGCCCGCCGCGAUCGCAGACUGCGCGCGACUCGUCCACGACGAGCGGCGCCGCUUCACGUGCCUGCGCGGCGCGACCGGCACGGGCAAGACCUUCGUCGUCGCCAACGUCAUCGCGUCGCAACCCAAACCAAUUCCGACGCUGGUCGUCGUCCCGAACAAGACGCUCGCCGCGCAGGUGGCGCGCGAGCUCCGCGCGUAUCUCCGCGACAGUCGUCACGUCGAGCUGUUCGUGUCGCACUUUUCGCUGUACGUCCCGGAGUCGUACUCGCGCGGGCGGUACGUCGAGAAGCGGAGCGCGGUCGAUAAGGACCUCGAGGCGCUCAGGCACAGGGCGACGAAGGCGCUGCUGGAGAGCGACGACGUCGUCGUCGUCGCGUCCGUGUCGUGUCUCUACGGGAUGGGGAUGCCGAGCGAUUACGUCGACGCGCGGCUGUGUUUCGAACGCGGGGUACCGGGACUCGGCGUCGCGGGUCAAGACGCGGUCGCCAGGCGGCUCACGGAGUCGCUCCUGUACGAGGAGACGAAAGACGCGCGGUGGGACGGCGUGUCGCGCGGGCAGUGGGCGUGGCAGGGCGAGGCAGACGCUGACGUGGACGGCGCGCGGCGGAUAGCGGUGUGGCCGCCGUACGAGGAGGCGCCGGUGGAGAUGGACGUCGCGCCGGACGGGUCGCUGGUCGGGUUCGGACGCAUGCGGAGCGCGUACGACGCUGAUGCUUCUUACGUGGAAGCUGACGUGGAAGCUGACGUGGCCGUCGCGGGGAAGAAGAAGAAGAAGAAGACAGCGACGCGAGGGACACGACGAGGGGAUUUCGUGAGCGCCGCCGCGGACGGCGAGCCGCUGCCGCCGCCUCCCGACCGCGUCACGAUCUGGCCGCGGCAGCAUCACAUCACCCCGCCCGAGCGCCUCGCCGUCGCCGCCGAGGCGAUCAAGGCUGAGAUGCGCGCGCGGUCCGCGGAGCUCCGCGCGAACGGGCUUCAGAUCGAGGCGGACCGUCUCGAGCAGCGCACAAAGGCGGACGUCGGGCUUCUGCGCGAGCUCGGGUGGUGCCCUGGCGCGGAGCACUACAGCCGGCAUCUCGGCGGGAGGGACGAGGGCGCGCCGCCGGUGACGCUGUUGGAUUAUUUCAACUUUUCGACGACGGCCGAAGCCGGCGGCGCGUUCGGCGGCGGCGAUUCGAAGCCGAAGCGCGAUUGGCUCCUCGUCGCGGACGAGUCGCACGUCAUGCUCCCUCAGCUCAAGGCGAUGCACGGCGGGGACCGGUCGAGGAAGCUCGGGCUCGUCGCCGGAGGGUACAGGCUGCCAUCGGCGUUGGAUAACCGCCCGCUGACGUUCGACGAGUUUUGGGAGCGGGUCCCGCGCGCGUUGCUCGUGAGCGCGACCCCGGGGGCGAUCGAGGAGGCGUGGUGCGGCGGCGGGGGUGAAUCGGAAUCGGAAUCGUCUUCAGAUUCAGAAGCGUCCGUUGACGUGGCGAGACGAGAGAUCCGGGUGAUGCCGAGCGGCGAGGUCGCGGUGCUCUCGUCGUCGUCGCCGCCGCCGCCGCCGCCGCCGCCGCCGCCGCCGCCGCCGCCGCCGUCGUCGUCGUUGUCGCACUCCAUGGUCGACAUGGUCGUCCGCCCGAGCGGCGUCCUCGACCCCCCGGUCACGGUCCUCCCGCGCGCGAAGCAGCUCCCCGAGAUCGCGCGCCUCGUCCGCGAGCGCGCCGCGCGCGGGGAAGCGUCCCUCGUCUGCGCGCUCACGAAGGCGGACUGCGAGGACCUCGCCGGAUACCUCAACUGCCUCGGCGGCGCGCGCGCGGAUUGGCUGCACAGCGAACUCACCGCGCCGCAGCGCGCGAAGAAGCUGCAGAGGUUGCAGCAGGGCGAGAUCGACGUCCUCGUCGGCGCGCAGCUCCUGCGCGAGGGCUUGGACCUCCCGCAGGUGAGCCUGGUCGCGGUGCUCGACGCGGGGGUCCCUGGGUUCAUGCGAAGCUCGCGGUCGUUGAUUCAGAUGCACGGCCGCGCGGCUCGAAACGCGCGCGGGGAGUGCUACUUCUUCGCGGACGAGCCGUACACGGAGGCGAUGACGGAGGCGAUCGACGAGAUCGACAGACGCCGCGCGAAGCAGAGCGCGCACAACGCGAAGCACGGGAUAACGCCCAAGAACGCGGUCGCCGGGUCGUCGAGCGCGUCGCUGAGUUUGUUCGAAGUCAUGUCCGACGAAAUCGCGGCGACGAAAGGGGAGAUCACGCAAGCCGCGGAGGCGAAAGCGCACGCCGCGGUCGUCGCGAACGCGCGCGCGGGCGGCGCGAACGGAGCGUUGUUCGAACGUCCGACCGACGAAGAGGUCGAGGCCGCGCUGAAGAAGUGGCGGAUGCGUCGGGCGGGCGCGACGGCGGCGGCGGACGCGGCAAAAGCCGCCGCCGCGGCGUCCGCGCGGGCCAAGCUGGAGUCCACCGCGAGCGUCUCCGGGCCCGCCGCCGCGUGGGCCGCGCUCGGGGACCGGUUCACGGAGCGGGAGUUCACCGCCGCGCUGUUCGCGGCGCCGUCGUCGUCCGACGCCGUGGUGGAAACGUCGGACACACAGAACGUGUCGGAAUAUUCGAACGUGUCGGACGAGAAUGACGCGUUCGCUGCGCCGCGGGCUGCGCGCCGCGCCGCGGAGGACGUCCUCGCCGCGCACGGCCACGCGAUCGACCACGUCGAAUCCCUGCGCCGCGCGGUCGCGGACAUGCCCGCGAAGACGGGGAUAUACCGCUGGCUCGCGGAGGACGGCGAGGUGCUCUACGUCGGCAAGGCGAAAAAUUUACGCGACAGAACGCGCGGGUACUUAUCCCCCGCGUUGCUCGAACGUUCGCCGCGUCACCGCACGCUCGCGGCGAAGGCGCGAAGCGUAGACAACGUGUUGACCCCGGGCGGCGAGAGCGACGCGCUCGCGCUCGAGGCGCGGCUGAUCGAGCGCUUUAAACCGCCGUUGAACGUGCUGUUGAAGCACGCGCCGAGGCCGGACGCGGCGCUCAUAGUGGCGACGAUUUCGGACGAGGUGCCGAGGUUUUUCGUCGUCGACGCGGGGUCGGUCGCGGCGGAGAGAGCGACGACGACGGCGAAUUUGGCGGGCGGCGGCGGCGGCGAUGUGAAGAACAACGUUGUGGCGGCGCCCCCAUCGCACCGGAACCGACUCGGUCUCGACGGCGUCGGCGGGCGCGUCUCGCCCGGCGUCGUCGCCGCCGCCGUCGGCGGCGUCGGCGUCGGCGGUUCGAAUCCCGGCGGCGUCCGCGCGUGGCUCCGUCCGACGCGCGCGGACGCCAUGCGCUCGCUCGGGGACCUCGAGCGCGCGCUUUCGCUCCGCUCGCUCGCGUUCCGCGCGCGCCACGGCGACGACGACGCGGUCGCGUCGCUCCGAGAGGCGGCGACGUUCGCCGCCGCGGCGCUCGACGGCGGCCAAGCCGCGGAAGACGCCGCGACGACGCUCGACGCGCGAGACGAGCGCGCCGCCGCGGCGUCGAUUCGCGCGGCGGCCGCGCCGGGCGACGCCGCGAUGGGCGCUUUGAGCGCGCUGCUCGCGGAGGACAGCAGAGGGAGCGCGCUGCGCGUGGACGUCGUCGCCGCCGCCUCCGAGGGGGAGCACUGCGCGGUGCAGAUCGUGCGGAUACGCGACGGGACCAUCGCGGGGAUGUUGACCGCCGACGUCGCGUUGCCAGGGACGCGGGGACGCGGGGACGCGGGGACGCGGGGACGCGGGGAGGCGGGGACGCGACCGCGACGCGCGAAGGGGAGGGAGGAUAGCGUCGUCGACGCCGCCGGCGCGCGCGUCGCGUGGAUCGGCGAGGGAGAGGAGGCGGAGGAGGAGGAGGAAGCCGACGCGCUCGGAUUCGACGACGACGACGACGACGACGAGCGCGUCGCGAUGGAGGUUGUCCUCGGCGAAGCCGCGCAGAGAGCGCUCGAGGCGUACUACAACGUCGAUAACGGCGAGGGUGCGAGCGUUUUGAACGCGCGGGACGUACCCGACGCGAUCUACACGCCGCACGCGCUGCCGGACCCGAGCGGGUUGGAGCGCGUCGUUCGCGCCGCCGCCGCCGCCGCCGUCGGCGCCGACGCCGACGCGUCCGGAACGCCGCCGCCGCUGAAUUCGAAGACUAAUAAGCAGCCGAGGAGGUACGUCAAGCACGGGAUCGACCUCCCUCCCGGCCUUCCCACGUCGCUCGCGUCGCUCGCGCGCGCGAACGCGGUCGAAUCCGCGCGACGCACCGCGAACGUCGUCGCCGCGAGCCGAGGCCUCGCGCGCGUUCUUCGACUUCCGAUCGCGUCCGACGCCGCGUCGUCGUCGUCAUCGUCCGACGUCGCGAUUCGCACGAUCGAGGGCGUGGACGUCUCCCACCUCGCCGGGUCGUCCACCGCCGCGUCCGUCGUGUCCUUCGUCGACGGCAGGGCGGACAACGCGGGGCACCGUCGGUACGAGCUCAAGAACACCGGAACAGGCGGCGGCGACAUCGCGCCGGGGGACGACCCCGCGGCGAUCUACGCCGCCGUGUACAAGCGCGUCGGGAGCGUUCGAUCGAAACCGCUCCCGGACUUGCUUCUGAUCGACGGUGGGAAGGCGCAGCUCGCGGCCGCGGCGGAGGCGCUGCGCGCGCGGAACGUCGAGAUCGUGAACUUGCAAGGAGUCGGAGUCGGCGUCGGCGGGGGCCAAGACGCGCGCGCGAGCGGCGACUCGACGCGUCCGCGCGUCGCGCUCGCGUCGUUGUCCAAGGGUCGUCUCAGCGGCGAAGAGUCCGUGUACGUCCCCGCCGCCGCCGGGGAGAACGGCGACGGGUUCGCCGCCGUGCGCGUGCGCGCGGGCGCCGCGGAGGACGUCGCCGGAGCGAAGCAGAACCUCGACCCGGGGAUGGUGCUGCUGCGGCUCGUGAGGGACGAGUCGCACGCGGUCGCGCUCGGCGCGCAUCGAAGACGGCGGCGGAGCGCGUUAUUCCGCGAGAUGCUGGACGCGUCGGACGACGGCGGCGGCGGCGGCGGCGGCGAGAGGGGGGGGAUCGCCGUCGCCGUCGCGGAGUGA
This is a messenger RNA of Micromonas pusilla CCMP1545, 5403 nucleotides long. RefSeq names its product exinuclease ABC subunits B and C-containing protein (gene UVRBC). Gene Ontology annotation, molecular function: DNA binding; excinuclease ABC activity; ATP hydrolysis activity. The record is from RefSeq and is a predicted model, not a curated record. Bases 1 to 5403 code for a protein of 1800 amino acids. The transcript has a single exon. NCBI's taxonomy places the organism in Eukaryota, Viridiplantae, Chlorophyta, Mamiellophyceae, Mamiellales, Mamiellaceae. Gene Ontology annotation, cellular component: excinuclease repair complex. Gene Ontology annotation, biological process: nucleotide-excision repair.